Labeo rohita (rohu) is the source of this 1352-nucleotide messenger RNA. It is a transcript of the gene frg1, whose product is annotated as FSHD region gene 1. The transcript has 9 exons. Gene Ontology annotation, cellular component: striated muscle dense body; catalytic step 2 spliceosome; nucleolus. Bases 110 to 880 code for a protein of 256 amino acids. Gene Ontology annotation, molecular function: actin filament binding. The record is from RefSeq and is a predicted model, not a curated record. Lineage: Eukaryota; Metazoa; Chordata; Actinopteri; Cypriniformes; Cyprinidae.
GCCACCGUACACAAACACUGUUGCAGGAAAACGCUCUCCAGGCGUGAAUGUGAACGUAUGAUAUCCCAUAAAAAACGUUUUAAUUAAACUGCUUUAACCUUGUGUAAUCAUGACAGAGUACUCACACGUUAAGUCCACCAAACUGGUCCUAAAAGGAUUAAACGAUAAAAAAAAGAAGAAAAAGAACAAGGACAAGAAGAGAAAACGAGAUGAUGAUGAAGACAAGCUGGAUGUCGUUGGAGGAUGGUGGACAGUGAAGAGUUUUGGUGAGAUCACAGGCACAGUGGCCAUUGAGAUGCACAAAAGCUCUUACAUUCAUGCGCUGGACACUGGACUUUUCACUGUAGGAGCUCCACAUAAAGAGGAUGAAGGCCCAGAUCCUCCAGAACAGUUCACUUCCAUCAGACUCUCAGAUUCCAGGAUAGCACUAAAGUCAGGCUAUGGGAAGUAUUUAGGUAUAAACUCAGAAGGUGUUGUCGUUGGUCGAUCAGAUGCCAUCGGCUCCAGAGAGCAGUGGGAACCAGUGUUUCAGGACGGUAAAAUGGCCCUGCUUGCUGCAAACAGUUGUUUCAUCUCGUACAGUGAGAGCGGAGACAUAGUGGCCAAAAACAAGACAGCUGGAGAGGAGGAGAUGAUCAAGAUCCGUUCGUGCACAGAAAGAGAAGUGAAGAAAAAAGACGAUAUUGCAGAUGAAGACAGGGGUGAUGUCAAAAGCUGUGAGGUCAACUACGUAAAGAAGUUCCAGAGUUUCCAGGACCGGAAGCUAAGGGUGAAUGAGGAAGACAGCGGUUCACUGAAAAAAGCCAGAACAGAUGGAAAAUUCCAUGAGGCACUGCUGGACAGGAGAGCCAAGAUGAAGGCAGACAGAUACUGCAAGUGAAACCAGCAACCAAAGUUUUUUUUUUUUUAUUAUUAUUGUUAUUCAUUAUUGGUUUCAUUUUACCUUGUCAUGGAAUCUCAGCCAUUUUUUUUUUUAAAUAAACCUAGUCACUUUUCAUGAAAAUGUUUUGUUGUUUUUACAUAGCCUAUUCAUUAUUUUGUCAUUAGUUACAGGAACUUGUUAAAUUGCAGUCAUUUGUUUAAUAUUGGAUUGUAAAUUUGAGUAAUGUCCCAAAUUAAAUGGAUUUUAAACUUAAAAUAUCAUUGUUUAAUCAAUUUCAUUAUUAUAAUCCAAUUUACAUGGUGCAUGCAAAGAAAUAAUGAAUAAUCUGUGGAAAAUGUUAUCCUUAAUGUUUUUGACUGAAGUCAUAUUGUUAAUGUGGUGUGAUUUAUUUAUUUAUUGUAGGAUUUGAAAUUUAUAUGAGAAUAUUGUUAAUGUUGAGCCAAAUUUGAAGAUGUAAUAGAUAUUUAAU